Molecule: messenger RNA, 387 nt
Organism: Brenthis ino (lesser marbled fritillary)
Lineage: Eukaryota; Metazoa; Arthropoda; Insecta; Lepidoptera; Nymphalidae
Source: the annotation of a GenBank genome assembly
AUGGAUAUAGCACUAAAUGGUUUUAAAGAAACAGGGUUGUGGCCGUGUGACAGAAAUGUCAUUAAAGAAGAGGAUUUCGUAGCUUCUGUAUACAUCUCUAAUCCAUCAAAUCAAAAACCUAAUGAUCCUGCUGAACCAAAUACGGAAUCAUCUGCUAGGAUUAUAUCACCGAUUUUAACGCCACCAAUAGUUGCAUCGAUACCAAUGACGGCUGUAUCUCCACCAAUAGUAUCAUCCCUAUCACCACCUGGACCUUCUACAAUAUUACAAGAUAUAUCACAUGAUAAUAAUAUAUUAACAGUUGAUGAAAUGACUAAUGAACAACAAAUAAAGACUUUCUUGAAUAUUUUAUCUCCUGUGCCUUGCAUAAAAACAGUAACUAAAAAA